UGCCUGCCGCGGCGCAGUGCUGCUUGGUGGUGCCGGACUCCGGACCGAGCGGCCAUGGGUUGGCGGGCGGCUGGGUCACUGAGGGCCAGGUAGCAGUAGGGCGGCAGGGACCGCUGGCUCGCCCCAGCAUGUAGACGUCCACGCGGGUGCGCGGCAGCCGACGGCGUCAGUGUUUUCUCCAUCGACUGUGAAAAUGGAACAAGAGAAGAUGAGUGUGAGUAAGGAGUUGAGCCCUGACUCAGCCUCCUACCACUGCUCAGCUUGUCAUGGGGAUGAGACUUGGAGCUACAACCAUCCUAUCAGGGGACGGGCCAAGUCUCGAAGCCUAUCAGCCUCGCCUGCCCUGGGCAGCACCAAGGAGUUCAGGAGGACCCGCUCUCUCCAUGGGCCAUGCCCAGUGACCACGUUUGGACCAAAGGCCUGCGUGCUACAGAACCCCCAGACCAUCAUGCACAUCCAGGACCCUGCAAGCCAGCGGUUGACAUGGAACAAGUCUCCCAAGAGUGUGCUUGUCAUCAAAAAGAUCCGAGAUGCCAGCCUACUGCAGCCCUUCAAAGAGCUCUGCAUGUACCUCAUGGAGGAGAACAACAUGAUCGUGUAUGUGGAAAAGAAAGUGCUGGAAGACCCUGCUAUAGUGAGUGAUGAAAGCUUUGGACCAGUGAAGAAGAAGUUCUGCACUUUCCGUGAAGAUUAUGACGACAUUUCCAACCAGAUAGACUUCAUCAUCUGCCUCGGGGGAGACGGCACCCUGCUCUAUGCCUCCUCUCUGUUCCAGGGCAGUGUGCCUCCUGUUAUGGCCUUCCACCUUGGCUCCCUGGGCUUCCUGACCCCGUUCAACUUUGAGAACUUCCAAUCCCAAGUGAAUCAGGUGAUAGAGGGGAAUGCCGCGGUCAUCCUGAGGAGCCGGCUGAAGGUCAGGGUGGUGAAAGAGCCCAGAGACAAGAAGAGAGCCAUCCAUAAUGGCCUCAGUGAGAACGGCCUGGACCCAGAGGGCGGAAAGCAGGCCAUGCAGUACCAGGUCUUGAAUGAAGUGGUGAUCGACAGAGGCCCCUCCUCAUACCUGUCGAACGUAGAUGUCUACCUGGACGGACACCUCAUCACCACUGUGCAGGGCGAUGGCGUGAUCGUGUCCACCCCGACAGGCAGCACAGCAUAUGCAGCUGCAGCCGGGGCUUCCAUGGUCCACCCCAACGUGCCGGCCAUCAUGGUUACGCCCAUCUGCCCCCACUCGCUGUCAUUCCGGCCCAUCGUGGUCCCAGCAGGGGUCGAGCUGAAGAUUAUGCUGUCACCAGAGGCCAGGAACACUGCAUGGGUGUCGUUUGAUGGACGGAAGAGGCAGGAAAUACGCCAUGGAGACAGCAUCAGCAUCACCACCUCCUGCUACCCGCUGCCCUCUAUCUGUGUGUGUGACCCUGUGAGUGACUGGUUUGAGAGCCUUGCCCAGUGUCUGCACUGGAAUGUUCGGAAGAAGCAAGCUCACUUCCCGGAGGAUGAGGACCAGGACGAGGAGGACAGCUAGGCCUCACUUGCCAGCCUCUGACCUGAGCCCUCAAGCCCUUGGGGGCCUUCCUUCUCUGGCUCUCCUGCUGGCCUUCUGGCUGACCUGGCUUUGACCAACCACAUGGCUGUCCAGGAUCUCUGUGUCCUGCCUGCCUUGCUGGGAGAGCUUGGGUCUGCCUUUUGAAGAAGAGAUCAGCUUUUUAAUGUUUUUAAACCUCUUUUUUCAUUUCUAAAGGAGCAAAAUGAGAACUGGGCUGGGUGUCCUACAUCUCUCCCAUGGGCCCCCUGAGAUCCCAGGUCAGGAAUUCCCAUAAAUCAGUCUGUUGAAAUUCUGAGGGGGUCAGAAUGAAUUGAUCUUCCCUUUGAUAUUGAAAUAAAUGUCUCAGCCAGAAAUCUUCCUUUAGCUGCAGUGCUUUUCCCCAGGGACUGCACCUUUCCCCUGCAACUCUCGGGGUCACCUGUCAGCUUUGCUAUGGGUUGGCAAGGCAUGUGAUGGCUAGGUGCCUCUUCAGUCUGGCCCAAGGCCUCUGACUCCUCCCAGAGCAGAGGCCACACUUUGCACAGCCAUCCAGCAACGUCACAUUCCUCAUAUCGCAGGGCAGCAGCUCCCGAGACAUUUUAAAUCCUGUGUACACUUUUUAGAGAUUAUUUUAAACUUUCUGAAGUGAUUAUGUACAUAUUUUCUUGUACACACUUUGUGAAGAUUUAGAGGGGACUGCCUGCUGUCCAGUGUUUACAUUGUGUCCGGGACAGGGCUCCGUGCUUCCACUCUUCCCUUACACAGUGGCCACAAGGGUUUUGAGACCAACUCACUAUUGACAUCAGGCUGUGGGCCUGUCCUCCUUCCACAAGAGUCUUAGGUUUGCAUCUGAGCAACAGCCACCUGUAGCCCUCUGUGCAGCACAUGUAUGUAACACAAGAAACACAUGUGGACGCCACACAGACCCUAGAGCGUUUGUGGGAGUCACUGGUCAGCCAAGGUGCUGCAGUUAGGUCAUCUUCCCCUCUUCUGGCAAGAGGAGGAAGGGAGAACUGCCCAUUCUUCGCCUGGCUUUCAGAGUAAAGUGAGGCUUCUGUCCUGUGCUGCUCAGAAGGGUUCGCCAACUACUCUAGUGCUGACCAUGCUGUUAAAGUCAGGACCUCCGGGCCCUUGUGACCUCAGCACCUCUGGAUCCCUGAGUGGUCUGGUAUCAGUGCUGUUAAGUUGCGGUUGCUUGUCCCCAAGAUCUGUGCUGUUCAUCUGUUACAGUAGGCACAGCAGGCCUCUGUGUGGCCCAGAGGAGAGCAGGGUCUGCAUGGGUCACGCAUCUAAAAAGCAAGUGUUGACAAGUCUAGAAGCAGCUGCUAUCAGACUGAUCUAGAACACAUGGAGUUUUCACGUAAAUUCUUAAUGUUUCAUAUUAAUAUCUUAAAAUUUGUUAAUUGUUAAUGAAGGCCUUAUUACUAUUUUCAGAUUCUUUCAAUAAAUAAACUUGUUUAAAAAAAAUAA
Alexandromys fortis (reed vole) is the source of this 2989-nucleotide messenger RNA. RefSeq names its product NAD kinase (gene Nadk). The record is from RefSeq and is a predicted model, not a curated record. The transcript has 11 exons. The coding region runs from base 194 to 1519 and encodes 441 amino acids. Gene Ontology annotation, biological process: NAD+ metabolic process; NADP+ biosynthetic process. Gene Ontology annotation, molecular function: NAD+ kinase activity. NCBI's taxonomy places the organism in Eukaryota, Metazoa, Chordata, Mammalia, Rodentia, Cricetidae.